CUGCAGUUUCCUCUCCAGGCCCAGGGAGUAAUCACAGCCGCCCCGACCUUGGCUUCCUCUGCUGGGAGGGAUUGGGGGGCUGGGCCCCUGCAAGGGGCCCCCAGCUUCCCCCUUCCCCUGGGCAGGGGACAGAGAAGCACAGGCCCAGGGAGCGAGGACUAACUUCCUCUUGUGCCGGAAUGAGCAUGUCUGCCCUUUGCAAGUGGGUUUGGGUCUCUCAAGCAGAGGAAACCAAAAGCAGUGAGAGGGAGGGAAGGCAGAGCGACCAAUCAAGGGCAGGGUGAGGCGCAAAACCAGCGGCUCCCCGGGGAGCCAGGCAGAGGCGGGGGGCCAUGGCGGAGCUGCAGCAGCUGCAGGAGUUUGAGAUCCCCACGGGCCGGGACGCCCUGCAGGGCAACUACAGCUCCCUGCUGCGAGUCGCAGACUACUGCGAGGACAACUACGUGCAGGCCACAGACAAACGGAAGGCGCUGGAGGAGACCAUGGCCUUCACCACCCAGGCCCUGGCCAGUGUGGCCUACCAGGUGGGCAACCUGGCUGGACACACUCUGCGUAUGUUGGACCUUCAGGCGUCCGCCCUGAGGCAGGUGGAAGCCCGUGUGAGCACGCUGGGCCAGAUGGUGAACAUGCAUAUGGAGAAGGUGGCCCGAAGGGAGAUCGGCACCUUAGCCACCGUCCAGCGGCUGCCCCCCAGCCAGAAAAUUAUCGCCCCUGAGAGCCUGCCUCCCCUCACGCCCUACUACAGGAGACCCCUCAACUUCGGUUGCCUGGAUGACAUCGGUCACGGGGUCAAGGAUCUGAGCACACAGCUGUCGCGGACCGGGACCCUGUCUCGAAAGAGCAUCAAGGCGCCUGCCACACCCGGCUCCACCACCCUGGGGAGAGCGCCCCGGAUCCCCGAGCCAGUGCAGCUCCCCAUGGUGCCGGACGGCAAACUCUCCGCCGCCUCCUCUGCCUCCUCCCUGGCCUCGGCCGGCAGCGCCGAAGGUGUCGGUGCGGUCUCCACGACCCAGGAGCAGGCAGUACCCCCACCUCCACCCCCUCCACCUGCUGCCUCCGAAGGUUUCCUGCCGCCCCCUCCGCUGGGGGAACUGUACCUGCCCCCAACGGCCCCAGAGCUGCCCAUGCCCCUGGACCUGCCCCCUCCUCCACCCUUGGAUGUAGAUGAUUUGGGGCUACCACCUCCGCCACCACCAGGCUUUGGGCCUGAAGAACCCAGCUGGGUCCCUGAUGCAUACUUGGAGAAAGUGGUGACACUGUACCCGUACACCCGCCAGAAGGACAACGAACUCUCCUUCUCUGAGGGCACCGUUAUCUGCAUCACCCGCCGCUACUCCGAUGGCUGGUGUGAGGGUGUCUGCUCAGAGGGGUCUGGAUUCUUCCCCGGCAACUAUGUGGAACCCAGCUGCUGACAGUCCGGGCUCUCUGGGAUGCUGACCCAAGCACAGCCUUGAGUGAGCCUCUUUUUCUGAGUCCCACACCGAAGCCAGCUCCACAGUCAAGACUGGACCAGGCCUGCACACCUCCUGGGCUGUGAGCUGUGUCUGUUCCUUCUCCAGAGGCCUGCUGGAGACAGGAAAGAACUGGAAACCAAGGAGUUUGGUGACCUUAUCCACAGGGGACCCUUACGCCAUGCAUGACAGGGUCUCCAGCUGCAAGCGCCAACUUUGAAUAAAACUCUGAUGCCCUGAUUGCCCUGCAGGGCUGGGGAACCGAGGGACUGAAAGGCAGCCCACUUGUAAGGCUCCCGCUAAUUGAGCGCCCCCGCCUGCCCUGAGCAGCGGUAUCCCCCAUCUCCUCGGUGCUCACUGAGCCCUCUGCACUUGACCCCUGUGCCCCUCUGCAGAGACGGGCUGCACCCUGCUCUUUUGCCUGUUGCUUGCUUUGUUAUGUAUUUAGUUUUGGUUCCCCAAGCUGGGCACUCCUCCCAAGAGUGGGGACCAGCUCCCUCACUUAAGUGGGGCUCUCUGAGAGCAGAGAUCACCUCGCCCUCAUCCCUCAGGCUGCGGCGCAAGAGAUCUCAGCCACCUUCA
Messenger RNA from Lagenorhynchus albirostris (white-beaked dolphin), 2033 nucleotides. It is a transcript of the gene ABI3, whose product is annotated as ABI family member 3. Bases 333 to 1412 code for a protein of 359 amino acids. Lineage: Eukaryota; Metazoa; Chordata; Mammalia; Artiodactyla; Delphinidae. The record is from RefSeq and is a predicted model, not a curated record. Gene Ontology annotation, molecular function: SH3 domain binding. Gene Ontology annotation, biological process: regulation of cell migration. The transcript is spliced from 8 exons. Gene Ontology annotation, cellular component: lamellipodium.